Xiphophorus couchianus (Monterrey platyfish) is the source of this 4492-nucleotide messenger RNA. It is a transcript of the gene gjb8, whose product is annotated as gap junction protein beta 8. NCBI's taxonomy places the organism in Eukaryota, Metazoa, Chordata, Actinopteri, Cyprinodontiformes, Poeciliidae. The transcript is spliced from 2 exons. The record is from RefSeq and is a predicted model, not a curated record. Gene Ontology annotation, molecular function: gap junction channel activity. Gene Ontology annotation, cellular component: connexin complex. Gene Ontology annotation, biological process: gap junction-mediated intercellular transport; cell-cell signaling. Bases 193 to 972 code for a protein of 259 amino acids.
UGCGCCUCACUCUGCGCUGCGCAAAGACGCGACGGCGCUCGUCGGCAAACACUCUUCAUUCUGCCGCGCCGCGCAGGACAUUAGGACCAACUACUUCUCCUUCUUCAUGGGAAAAACCUUCAUCUUGAUUUAUAGGACAAACAGGGCAAAGUUACCUUGCAGGAAGGAGCUUCCACGGACCACGACACCGCAAUGAGUUGGGGGGCACUCUACGCCCAGCUGGGCGGCGUCAACAAACACUCCACCAGCCUCGGGAAGAUCUGGCUCUCCGUCCUCUUCAUCUUCCGCAUCACCAUCCUGGUCCUGGCCGCCGAGAGCGUUUGGGGCGACGAGCAGUCAGACUUCACGUGCAACACGCAGCAGCCCGGUUGCAAGAACGUGUGCUACGACCACUUCUUCCCCGUGUCGCACAUCCGCAUGUGGUGCCUGCAGCUCAUCUUCGUCUCCACGCCGGCCCUGCUCGUCGCCAUGCACGUCGCGUACAGGAAGCGCGGCGACAAGAGGACCAUUCUGGCCUCCAACCGCACCGAAAACUCCGACCUGGAGACCCUGAAAAAAAGGCGUCUGCCCAUCACGGGCCCUCUUUGGUGGACCUACACCUGCAGCCUGUUCUUCCGCCUCAUCUUUGAGGGCGGCUUCAUGUACGCGCUGUACUUCGUCUACGACGGCUUCCGGAUGCCCCGGCUCGUGAAGUGUGAGCAGUGGCCCUGCCCCAACAAGGUGGACUGCUUCAUCUCCCGACCGACGGAGAAGACGGUCUUCACCAUCUUCAUGGUGGCCUCUUCGGCCACCUGCAUGGUGCUGAACGUGGCCGAGCUGUUCUACCUCAUCGUCAAGGCACUCCUGAGGUGCAUGGACCGGUCGAGCAAGAGGAAACACCCCUACGCGGAGAGCGUGUCGAGGGACAACAAGAAGAACGAGAGGCUGUUGUCGUCCUCCACUGAUUCGUCCAGCAACAAGACCGUGUGCUGAAGAGCGACGAGAGGGAUGGACUUUAGAUCCAUCUGUGGACCUCCAUUAGAGCCGUCUAGUGGGAUACAGAGUCUGUAUUCCUGUGGGAAAGUUUUAGUUCUGCGUCUUAACCUGCAGCAGAACUCGUGUCGACCCGAGGGAAUUGGACCUCGGCGGUAUUUUUUGUAAUUUUUUUCACGCGUGACCUUACAUUUUCCACUCAUGCACUGUAGUGCUGUUCACAGCUGAGUUUUUUUUCGUUUUUAGUUUAGUUUGAGUUCUACCUAGCCACUUACCUAGUAACAAUCAAAGCAGUUUAACAAAUAUUAGUUUACAAUUUUUAAAAAUUGCUUUAAAGCCAGAAGGACCUCUUGCUGUAAUCUCAAUAUUUGACUAGAUAUCAAAUGUGCAAUAACAAUGUUUUGGGUAGAGAAUAUUUUGCCAAGAAUCCCGAUAGAUUAAGAACCAGCACGAAGCUGCUUAUAAGAAGUUAAAUAAUAAUUUGUUCUCACGGAAAACCCCAGCAGAUUGCAAAAUACCAAGUGAUACCUUGAUGAUUAUUAUUAUUAUUAUUACACUAGAGAGAUAUGUGUUUGACUUCUGGUUGAAGCCCGAAGCUGUAACAAAAGUUUAAAGGCGCUAUUGCUACGGAGGAGAAUGAGCCUACACUGACAUCUAGUGGUGAACAAUGAGAAGAGGCGAGAAUUAAUUAAAGGGAAAUCUACUUUUCACGGCUAUUGAUCAAAGGCGGAUUGGUUAAAAAUGUAGCUGCGUUGACUAAAUCGUCUUUUCACGUUUACGUUUUUGUGUGUAAGAAUUUAACUGAGAAGAAUGCAGGCGUUUCACUUUGUUAGGAGACUAAAAUCAAUCAAAUGUUGUUGUUUUUUUGUUGUUGUUUCUUUUGUGACCGAAAUACAAGACAAAAUCAGACAGCAUUUCCCUUUUUUAAAAUAUGAAAUAUCAACAAAAAAAAAAAAAGGUGCAAUAAUAUAAAGAGCAUUUGAACAGAUUCAGGAAGAAAGCUGCCUAUCAGUCUGGUGUUCAAUCAAAUGUUAAUAGUGAAGGUGUGAAAAAAUGAAUCCUGGACAGAGAAAAGGGACGAUGAGCUCCAGAUACAGAGUAGAGCUGUCAUGUUUCCAGUUUAAUCAACCAAAUUCAUCUUUUAGCUUUUGCCUGAUUAUAAUGUUCUUAAACCAAUAGAUUUUUAUCUUUUUUUUUUUUUUGCGUCUUACAAAACAAUUCAUUCCACUUGAACUUCUCACGUCUUGUCAUACAACCACAAACGUCAAUGUAUUUUUAUUGGACUUUUAUACCAAACAGGUGUAUACAUUUUGUGAUUGUGAACAUCAGUUUUCAUGUCUUUCCCUAAAUUAUUAUUUGGCUUUCGUGGACUUUGACUGGGCCUUUUCAAACACAUGAAAAUGUGUGCUUCUUAAAUGAGAUUGUGCUGUAGUCUCGAGUCUUUUGAUGGCCUCUAAUUGAUUUCCUCCCACUAUUACCCAUCAGCCAGCUGUCCUAAACCCACAGCAUGAUACUGCCACCACCAUGCUUCACAACUAAGCGGUUUGUGGUUGUAAUGUGACAAAUUGUGUGAGAAUUUAAGCAACGUGAAUACUUUUGCAAAGUUUGCACAGAUGAACAGUGUUUUCAGAAAUAUGUACAGUUAAAUGCUAAAUUACCCAUAACCCUGGUAGAUUUAGGUUUAAAAUAAUCUGAUCAUUUUUACAAAUAUGAUUCCACUGACUUGAAGUCAUUUUAAUGUUUGGGGACCUUGAGAUUAGGGUGACGGUAAGGAGGACAUCCAAACUAGAAGAUUUGGAGCUUAUCAAAGAUCGAGCAACAAAACAGUUCUGGGAACAUGCAAAAGGUUGGCCAGCGAUUAAAUACUUUUCCAUUGAUCACUGAGAUUAUUUUAAUGAAAUACAACUAAAAGACUGCUUUUUCAAAAACUGAUCCUCCUUAUACAUUGUUGUAUUAUCUUUUGUGUCAUUUCUUGACACAAACAAACGUCUUGGAUGAAUGGAAACGAUUUGAAAUCUAAAUCUUCCAGGAGUAUGAAUUAUUUUGAUGGGUGUCACUUUGACCGGCGGAGGCUCUGCAUUCAGGAAGGAGGCAAGGCAACAAAAUGCAGUCGAUGUAGAUUUACUUAGAGCUGUAGGUCACAGUUACACCGACACCCUUUUAUUUUUUUUAUUUUUAUUUUUUACAGUGAGACAAAGAAGCUGGCUUUUAUACUUUGGGCAAUUCCAACACUCAUACCAAGUAAAGGUAUGACAAAACAAAACAAGAAAUAAUUAUUUACACAAACCUAACACAAAACUAAAUGGUACCAAUAAAUAUUUACAUGCAUGCAAAUUAUUAGAACUAAAAUCAAUCAAAGAUUAAAUGUAACUUAAUAUAACUCUUCAGAGCAUUACCCCUCUUAAUUGAAAACAGUACGCUCCAGGAGCUUUUUAACAGCACCUGGAGCUCCCUUUGCUGCUCCACCCUGCCGAGGAGACACACCCUGAAAGGUAAGACUCAAACAAUUGGCCUCAAAUUGAAACAAACUGACAUUUCCCCACAUUCCCCCUGUCCAGGAAGGAUGGCCAGUCCCUCUGCCUGAAAGAAUGUUUAAAUAAACGUCAAUGUAACUGAAAUAAAGAGCUGAAACAAAAAGCAUUUGUUCUGUAAAUAAAUAUAAUAUCAAUAAUCAUUUAUUAGGGAUGGAGCCCCUGGUCUCCAUCACAAUGGGCUGAGCUGUAUCUGACAUUCAAACUAAAUAGAGAAUCAAAUAAGCGUCUGUCAUGCGUGUAGCUAUGUAUAAAUAUGAGUUUUUGGCUCUUUGUAAUGUUUGGUUUGCCUAAAUUCAAAGCUUUUCUUUACAAAUGCAGAUGUUGCCAACUGGUUCCGUGGAUCCAUUUAUCGCUUUUGUCCAUUCUUCUUGUCUUCACGUCAUGUGGGUACCGUGGGUACUAAAUGUAUCAGCCUUAUUUUAGCCGGCGCUCUGAUCACAGCUCGGCCUCCCAAUUAAGACAAAUCUCAAACCCAAACACGUCUUCGUCGUCCCUCCGUCCAGGAAUAGACGUCACGGAUUAGUCGCAUCUGUCUGUCGAAACGGACACCCGGCUGGUGCGCAAUGACCGCUAAGUGAGAUGCGCCGGCGCCAAUUAGACGUGUAAAUUCCUCUGUUAUAGAAAGUGACGCUCGGCGUGGUUUGGUUGUGUAACAGCUCUGGCUGAUGCUGUUGUUUGGAGUUUGCACAGUGUUGCACUCUGGGGAUUUUAGAGUUGUUAAAAAAAAAGAAUUGUAAACCCGCUCUUACCUUUGACUUCCUGGUGUACAUUUUUUUUCCCCAUCACUGCAGACUUUAAAACUGACCUUGCUUCCACAGUAAUGUAACAGUUGGAUACUAACAGCUAUGCAACGCUAGCAGAGAGAAAUGAACCAAUGAGAUGCUUCGGAUUGUGAUUUUUGUAUGAGAUAUCUUGUACCCUUGCACUUUGAUCCUUCAACUUGUUUUUUCUUUUGAGAAAUUUUUCAUAAAUUAGUGAAAACACAA